Acanthochromis polyacanthus (spiny chromis) is the source of this 5788-nucleotide messenger RNA. RefSeq names its product MIA SH3 domain ER export factor 3 (gene mia3). The record is from RefSeq and is a predicted model, not a curated record. Gene Ontology annotation, cellular component: endoplasmic reticulum exit site; endoplasmic reticulum membrane. NCBI's taxonomy places the organism in Eukaryota, Metazoa, Chordata, Actinopteri, Pomacentridae. The transcript has 27 exons. The coding region runs from base 75 to 5270 and encodes 1731 amino acids. Gene Ontology annotation, molecular function: protein binding. Gene Ontology annotation, biological process: protein secretion; vesicle cargo loading; endoplasmic reticulum to Golgi vesicle-mediated transport.
CUGACGUGUCGGCUCCUGCUGCCCAGUGCUCAUGCUCCAGCAGCGGAGUAAAGCUAGUCAACAAAACUGCCAGCAUGGCAGCAAUACACUUCUACCGGCAAGGCCUUUUAUUACUUUUACUAAACUUUAUUUCCACCGCAGCCUUUGAGAAAAGGUUCUCAGACUUUAAAAGAUGCGCCGAUGAGGAGUGCAGCAUGCUUCUAUGUCGGGGAAAAGCCGUGACAGAUUUUUCUGGACCUGACUGUCGGUUCCUGUCAUUCAAGAAAUCUGAAACUAUCUAUGUAUACUACAAACUGUCAGGAAGAAGGGCUGACAUAUGGGCUGGAAGUGUUGGAAGUCACUUUGGCUAUUUCCCAAAGGACCUUCUUGCUGUCAACCACCUUUAUACUGACAAAGAACUUGAAGUUCCAGCAGAGGAAACAGAUUUUGUCUGUUUUGACACUGGAUAUGACAAGUUUGACAAUUACAACAUAGAUUUGCUCUUAGGUAUGUCAGUGGAGAAGAAUGAUAGUGAGAAUACUGAAACGCCUGACCAAAUCCAAGGGGCAGAGGGCGCACAGAAAACAACACAGCCAUCAGAGGAGGAAGCAUCUCCGAGUGAAAAACCAACUGAGGAUCAUGAUAACUCAGACGAUCUUAAUGAAGUUGAUGAUGAGUCCUAUACAGGAGCUAUACCUGAUGCUACUGAAAGAGCUACAGAAGAAGAAGUUGAGCAAAAACACGAGCCAGUGUCUGUUCUUGAAACUGUAUCAGUAAUGAAUGACACCAAAGAUACACCCACAAAGUCUGAAGUGGAAUCUAUGCCUGAUUAUGAUUUUGUUUCUGAAAAUGAAUCAGUUUCUGAAGGAGUGCAAAUUCCUGAGUUGAAAACAACCCUUGGAACAACUUUUGAUGCUGUCAUCACUGAAGAAGAAAUCACAAAGAAAGUUACCCCAUAUGAGGAUGAUGACCAUGAAGAUUUGGAAAAUACUCCCAAAGAUUUUGUUGAUGUUGAAGAGGAAACUCCUCUGCUGUCUUUCUCUGAAGAAACCGUGAACAGUCUGGAAACUGAUUCUCUUAAAAAAGUUGAAAGUCUGCCAACAACACAGGAUGAUAUAUCAAAAACGCCGGAGGAGAAGACCAUGUGGUCGUCACUUGGAGAUGCCGUAUUUUCAGUUGUCACAGGGGGAGAGAUAACAGCACAAGACUUGAGUGUAGAGGAGGACGAUGACGACGAUGAUGAGGAGGAUCAGGAAGAAGACUCUCCUGCAGAAGUUCCUCAGAGUUUUGAGGAAGCAAAGAGAGAGCCACUACCAGAAGACUUCCAAAAAGAGUUUAAGAACAUUCAGCCAGAAGAUCAGCAAGAAGAUCCUUCUCAUCCUGACUCUGUACAGUCAGAUGUUGAAAAAACUUCCAGUCUCUCUGACAAACUGUUGUUUGACCAUGACAAUGAGAAUGAUGGAGAAGUGAUGGGGCAUGAGGAAGCUGGGGAUGAAACAUUAGAACUAACCGAUCAGCUGAUACACCAUGAAGAAAAUGAAAUGAGUGUACCGUCAGUAGAUCCAACACCACAAGACAUUUUAGGCAGCCACGAGUCUGAAAAAUCUGAUAGUGAAACAUCACAGGAACCCACUGAGGACAUAGGAGAGGAGAUGUCAAAGCCUUCAGAGGUCAAAGAGGACAAAGUAAAUGCAGAGUACGGUACGGUUGAGCAGGAUUUAGACAAUGCAUUAGAUGAAAGCAAAACAACGACAGAUCAAGAGCUAGCCACUAUUGAAAAUACAAAAAAUCAGGACCUGCUCACGGAAGAGGACCUUGUCACUGAAGAGAGGCAGUCAGAUCCUUUAGAGGUCACAGAUGGUGAAAGUAUAGCAGAUGACAGCCUGCCAGAUGAUAAACACAAACAUUCAAUAACUUAUUCAGAAAGUAAUAACAGUCAAGCAGAAUUACCUAUUGAGGAACCAGAGCCCUUUGAGGAACCACAUGUAGGGAAAAGAGAAGAUGAAAACGAUGCUGAGAUGGAAGAGAAAGAAGAAUUACUUGAAGAUGAAAAUGCGCUUUCCUUCUCACAGUCAGACACUUCACCUGAAACAAAUCUACCUCCUGUGUCAACUCAAGAGCCAGAAUACAGUGACAGCAUAAUGAGACUGAGUCUGCUGAGAGACCACUUCACAGAGGAGAACAUGGAGCGGUUCCAAAACCUUCUGGGUUUGAAAAAUCUCUUUAAAUUGGAGGCCAUGUUCUCUGAUCUGGACACAGAGUUUCAGGCUACUCGUCUGACACACACAGGGACUAUGCAGGACAUUGAAAAUGUGCUUGAGACUAUCUUUGAAGCCUCAGAGAAUGCCAUCUUGGAUGAGGUUGAGAAGAUGCUGGAUAGCCGGGACACAAAACGCAACUAUAAUGACCAGAUGGGCACAAGUGUUUUGGAUGAGGAAACUGAAAUACUGGAUGACUUUCAGGAGCUUGCUUUCAGUUUGCGACAAAAGUAUUCAACAGCCAGUGACAGUACACCAUUAGCAACAGAAAAAUCUUCAGAUAUUGAGCAAGAUGAACAUGAAUUAAAUGUUGAAGAGAACACCCACCCCGUUGUUGAAGAAACAUUUGAUAGCAUUCCUGAAACCAAGAGCGAUGACAACCUCACAGCAACCGAGCAUGAAGAAAGGCCAGCUGAGAUUGAGGAGCAGACAGUUUUGGACGAGGUACCCACUGGAUUAGAUGUCAGCGUGGAGGAGGAUGGCGGGCACUUUAAUAAAAAUAAGGACAAUCAACCAGGCUUCAGGGCAUCACAUGAGUUGCCAAAGGUCUCUCAAGCCAACCUGGAACAUCCCCUUGACAUGGGCCUUGGUGUUGAGGUUGAGCACUCACCCUCAGGAUCUAUGGACUCAAUGGAGCCAGUGUCUGAGAUGCACGAAGAAGAAGUGGGAUUAUUCUCAACUGGAAUUGUUUACACAGGCGGCAUCCUUUCAGUAAUCAAGAAUAAAACUGCUGAGUGGACCAUUUUGAUGAUUUCAUUAUUGCCAGAAGAGUGGAAACCAGGAGAAACUUUGUACGGCUGUCCUUGGCAAGCUGUUGUCAUCACUGCUUUAGCUGGAGUUGUGACCUUCAUCCUCUUCUUCUGGAGGACUGUGUUGGCAGUAAAGAAGAGUGAAUACCUUGUGGAUGAAAAAGGGCUUGCAGAGCAAAUACAUGCACUUAAAAAAGAGAAGAAUGAGGCUCUCGCCAAAAUGUCUGAACUACAGAAACAGGCUGAACAACUGAAAGAAAAUCAAAAACAGUCAAAGGAAACAGUUAGUUGUACAAUGAAAAGGAUGCAAGAGCUUGAGAGUAAGGUUUUAGAGGCAGAGACACUGAAUGAACACAUGGGCGAGGAAAAGAACAAAUAUGCAAAACUACUUGAAGAAGCACGGGCAAACUCUCUCCAAAAUGAGACUAGGAUUGAAAAACUAGAGAAGUCCAAUGAAAAGCUGCAGCUGAGCAGGAAAAAGAUUCAGGAAGCCCUCACUAAGACUACUGUUCUCCUGGAUGAAGCAAAGAUUUGUGAAACCGCCAGAAACGUUCAACACAAAUCUCUUGAGAAAGAGUUUGCUGCAUUAAAGGAUGAAAACAAAACACUUAAGGCCACUAUUAAAGGCUGGGAGGACAAACAUAAGGACCUAAAUGAGAAGAUUAAAGUCUAUCAGAAGUCCCAGAAAGAGCUGGAGGACUCUGUGGUGCUCAAAGAUCACAAUGUGGAGGUGUUGUCUGAACUUCUGGCAGACCUAGAUGCUUGCGAUUUGCAAAAGGGUGACACCAAAGUUUUAGCCAAUGGUGAAGUCGUAUCUGAUAAGAAGACAGCCAUAAAGAGUAGAAUUAAACAGAUGAUGGAUGUUUCUAGGGUUCAGACCACUCUCACUGUAGUUGAAGAUGAGCGCGAUCGCUUCAUGGCAAAACUGCUGAAUGAGGAAAAGUCUAGGAAGGCUUUGGAAGAACAACACCAAGAGCUGGAGCAUGCAAUUGCCACCUUAAAAAGUGAAAAAAGCCAUGUGGAAAACCAGUUCAAGAUCCUCCAGCAGAAAAAUGAAAUCAUGGUUGAAAUGUACCAGCAGAAGGAAAACGCUCUGCAGCAGAAACUAACAAAAGAGGAGUUGGAGCGACGCAGCAAAGAGAAUCUACUCUCUGAGGUGGGAGGAAAAGCUGUUGAAGCCGAGGAGCAGGUUAAAGUCUUAAGACAGCGCAUUAAUGAAAUGGAGGAACAGAUGAAAAAGACGGAGGAAGUCUAUAAAGAACAGAUAAAAGAACAGGAAAACAAAACUCACUCAAACUGGGUGAAUGCUCGUAAUGCAGAGCGAGCUCUGAAUCAAGAGAAGCUCGAGUCAUCAAAGCUCCGGGAAAAACUGGCUGUACUUACCUCCCAGCUCAAUGAGCGCCGUGCUCCUCUGUUCAGGCCCAACUCUGGUCAGCCUGCAGGCCCUUGCCAAGGUGAUUCAUAUGGGCCCUCGCCUGUAAGCGGGGGUGCACCGUCCCCACCAUUAAUGAUAGAGGGUCCCAGGCGCCCUCCUUCUGCCCCAAUUGGGCGAAGAAUUGACCCGUAUGGAGCUCGAUCUCCAUCAGAGCCACAUGCUCGUUACCCUGAAAACAAACACAUUUCUGGGAUGGACAUGAUGGGGCCUCGUAGCUCAUCUCCAGCCAACUUGGAUGCACCUGUACCCGGAUCCUUUAUAGCAUCACCAAUCAGGGACUCAUCUGGCCCUGUUGUCCAAGGAGCUCCACCUGGACCUUACAGAAUGCCGCGACCAGGACUUUACCACCUCCCGCCUGGCCCUCCUCUUCCAAAUGUACCUCCUCCUUUGCAUGGGCCUCCAUUGACAGCCAAUGGACACCCAGGUAUGCCGUUGGCUGGGCCGGUAGGAGGAGAGUUUGGACCUCGACCGGCCAAUGAACAUACAUUCCACCCCCGACCAGGCCCUGUACACGAUCCUCGUGGUCCGCUACCACCACACUUCCGUCCCCCUCCACCUCAUCACUUUGGACCGAUGCCUCCGCCACACGGUAUCCGUGGCCCUGUCGGACUGCGUCCGCCCUUCCCUCCUGACAUGCGCUUCUCAGGGUCGCGUGACCACACCAGUCCACCGGUGAACCUGCCUCCAGGUGUCCAACCGCAUCCUGUACAUCCAGGUGAUGCGUACGGUCAGGCUGCACCAAAUGCCCUCCAGAACUCAGCAGGAACUCACAAUGUCCCCGGACAGGAUGUGCAUGUGAAGCAGGAGGCCCUUCAGGACUCAGCAAGGCCAGCAGUGGUCAAGCCUUAAAAAAAGCCACCAGCUACAUCAGAGGACUUGAACACCCCCAUAUUCAAAUCUAUUACAAUAACAAAUUAGAUCAAGUGAAACAUUGAUUAUAAUUGUUUUCAUAUUUCUGUUAUUAAAAAAAGUGCUUUGUUCAUUAAAACCAAGACGCUUAGAGUAAAGAAUCAUCAAUAAGUAUGUGUCUGAAAUCCAUGAGUUGAGAGGGUUGCCACUUUUCUAAACAGCUUACUGUGCAAUAACGAUUAUACUUAAGAGGAUUUUUGUUUGUGUUGAUCUUUUAAAGCAAAUAAAUAGAAUGAUUUUUAAAGGGCAAUUUUUUAAAUGUCAUUUCCUGUGGAAAUUAUUUUAAAAAAGGAGGAAUAGGAAGUCGGUUUUAGUUUCUAGCAUUUCAGGAUUACCAUAAUUUCCCAAAGCUGUUGCUUUAGUAUGACCUGUAAAGCAAAUGUGUAAUUUGAUGGCCAAAUGUAUAACUUAUUUUACUAUGUUGGUAGAAGUUUUAAUAAUAAAGAAUGUAAAAGCUG